AAUGCCUCAAACAUCGGACGAUUUAAUUUCUGAGGAGACAAAAAACAAACUGUUAAAUCUGCUAGACUUGCACAUAAAAAAGUCGGGAUUCCACGAUAAAAUUGUUCAAAAAAUGGAAGCAUUGGAGGUAAACGAGAACGUCAAUAUUGAAGCGCUAUACAAAGAGAUAUAUGAUUUUAUGACGGCUAACAUGCCCGAGGAGGUGCAAGAUGCUUUUUUUGAAGAUGUGCGAAGGAUAAUGGGUAAUGAACGAAAACAUGAUAUGUUAUAAUAAACAUGUUUGCUACGUUUAUUGCCAGUGCCAUAGCAGUGGAGCGUGCAGAAUUUUGCAUGGUAGCGGAACAUCCCCAAUAAAUC
Molecule: messenger RNA, 357 nt
Organism: Vavraia culicis subsp. floridensis
Lineage: Eukaryota; Fungi; Microsporidia; Pleistophoridae
Exons: 1
Biological process (GO): positive regulation of DNA-templated transcription; mRNA export from nucleus
Cellular component (GO): SAGA complex; nuclear pore
Molecular function (GO): transcription coactivator activity
Source: RefSeq, a predicted model, not a curated record